AAUUGAUUCGGGCCUGCCCAACUCAUUCAAUACCCAAAUAACCCCCAAAAACAAGAAAGAAAAAAAAAUCUCUGUCACUCCGCCCCUCGCAUCCUUCUUCGCUCCCAUCACUACUUCCACUGUGGUCUGCAGACUGCAGCAAGAGAAGAGACAGAGACAGAGAGAGAGAGAGAGAUGGCGGGUGCGGAGAAGCCGACGGAGGUGAGCAGGUGGAAGAUGUUCGAGGGCUACAACCGGCGCUACAACCACUUCAGCCCUACCCUCGGCUGCUCCAUGACCUUCUCCAUCUUCUUUCCCCCCUCCUCCUCCCCCUCCCCAACCCACAAAUUCCCCGUACUCUACUGGCUAUCUGGGCUCACUUGCACUGAUGAAAAUUUCAUCGCCAAGUCCGGCGCCCAGCGCAUGGCCUCCGCGAAGGGCAUUGCUUUAGUUGCUCCCGAUACUUCUCCGAGAGGGCUUAACAUUGAAGGAGAAGCAGAUAGUUGGGAUUUCGGUGUAGGUGCUGGGUUUUACUUGAAUGCCAUGAACGAGAAGUGGAAAAACUGGCGCAUGUACGACUAUGUUGUCAACGAGUUGCCAAAAAUUUUGGACGAGAAUUUCGAACAGCUUGACACAUCACGUGCAUCCAUUUCUGGGCAUUCAAUGGGUGGACAUGGAGCGCUGACGAUCUACUUGAAAAACCCUGAGAAGUACAAGUCGGUGUCUGCUUUUGCUCCAGUCGCCAAUCCGAUAAACUGUCCUUGGGGUCAGAAGGCGUUCUCAAACUACUUGGGCAGCAGUAAGUCUGACUGGGAGGAGUAUGAUGCCACUUGCUUGAUUAAAAAGUUCAACAACACAAUUUCUACUCCAAUUCUUAUCGAUCAGGGAGAUGACGACAAGUUCCUGAAAGAUCAGCUGCUACCACGCAACUUCGAGGAGGCUUGCAAAAGUGUGAACGCUCCGUUAAUUCUGCGUAUGCAACCUGGUUACGACCACUCCUACUUUUUCAUCGCUACUUUCAUCGAUGAUCACAUUGCCCAUCAUGCUCAAGCUCUCAAGGGUUGACGGCUACGAAAUCAUACCUUGAUCUGCAGUACAUCGUUUCGAAGAGCUUAUGAUGCAAUUAUGCUGGAUUUAUCGUGUCCUUCUUGCUAAAUAUGACAUCAGUUUUUCCUUAGUCUAUGUCAGAGACUAUGCUUGUCGAAAGUUUGUCGAAUUUGUGUCUGCAUUAUGCCAUAUCUAAUGAUGCUUCUUGGAGCUUUUGGAGGAAUAAAAUGGGGAGUCAGGCUUUAAAUUCA
Molecule: messenger RNA, 1277 nt
Organism: Ananas comosus (pineapple)
Lineage: Eukaryota; Viridiplantae; Streptophyta; Magnoliopsida; Poales; Bromeliaceae
Product: S-formylglutathione hydrolase
Exons: 7
Coding region: 175-1044 (289 amino acids)
Biological process (GO): formaldehyde catabolic process
Cellular component (GO): cytosol
Molecular function (GO): S-formylglutathione hydrolase activity
Source: RefSeq, a predicted model, not a curated record